AUGGGAACCCCGCUGACAGGAACGGUCAUCAUUACCGGUGGCAAUGGUCUGCUAGGGUCUGAGAUUGCCAUCGAAAUUGCGAAGAAGCAACCCUUCGUUCAUCUGCUGUUAACGGCACGCGAUAUCAGAACGGACGAUGUUCGGGACCUCACCGGCAAGAUCCGCCUGAUCGGCGCCAGAUCGAUCGAGGUUCUAGCCUUAGAUCUAACCGACCUCAAAUCGGUGGCCAGCUUUGCCAAAAGCACCGUCAACCGGGUGCGAUUCAGAGACAUUCCGCCCGUGACCAGCCUCAUUCACUCCGCUGUCGCAACGUCUUACACCGUGGAUGACCUCACCUCAGACGGAUACGACCCUGUGUAUCAGACCAAUUGUCUGUCUCCCUUCUUAUUGACCAUCGGGCUGCUGGAGGCCUUCCGCGCCGGAGAUGGUACCCCCAAAGGUGGAGCAAAGGUGAUCAACAUCGGUUGCUCGGCCACCUCAAGUGGACGACUGGACUAUUUUGACCGCGACCAUGGAAGAAACGGACGUCAUCUGGGAGACACGCUGAGCGCAAAGGAAGAGAACAUUCGGUUUGGAAGCAGCAAAUUAAUGGCGAGCGUUGCAUUAUAUGCGUUAAGGCGGAGUUUGAUCUGGACUGGAAACAUCUCGUUGGACAUUUUCACCUUGGACCCGGGAGGCAUGACCGGAGCCAGCAACCUGCGAACGGGGGCCCCCAUGUCCGUGAGAGUUGCACAUCAGACUCGGUCUGGUCUUCGGCCCUUCCUUCGCAUGGUAUCCCGAAGCUCCAUGAACAAAGCCAGUGUUCCUGCCAAAGCCAUUGCGAGAGUUGCCUUUCAGAUCGAUACAGCGGAGAACCUUCAGAAGGAACGCUACUAUAUUUUGGACACCGACUACGAAGCCGCCUCGGUCCUCUCGAGUUUACGGAACUCAGAACAAGUAAAGCAAUUAUUAUUACAGAUGAUGCGACAGGUGGAAGUGGAAACGAAAGAGGUCGAGUCCCCUGGUCCUAUCCGACCACGACUGAGCAUGAUUGCACCUCCCAUUGCCCUUUGA
Penicillium olsonii is the source of this 1053-nucleotide messenger RNA. The record is from the annotation of a GenBank genome assembly. Lineage: Eukaryota; Fungi; Ascomycota; Eurotiomycetes; Eurotiales; Aspergillaceae.